AUGUCUUAUUCUCUGGACACUUGCCCCUACAAGAAGGAAAUCUACGACACCUCCAAUGGCAACUAUUGGGGUCUCGACCCCGAAGACCACUGUCAAGCCCUCGAAGAUCUGGGGGAGCUGAUGAACAUCAGCUACUGGGCGGGCGUCAUGCUGCGCGUGUUGGACAAGGCGGAUAAUGAGUUCACCAACAAGCAAGAACUCAACCGAGUGGCAUGGCUCGAGUUGGGUCAGCGCCGCCAGUACGUGACGAGGAUACGCAAAGCCGUCGAUUCCCGCGUGGAUGAGCUUUGCUCCGACAAUAUUAAGACCGCAAAAGGAUCUUGAGUAU
Messenger RNA from Periconia digitata, 328 nucleotides. NCBI's taxonomy places the organism in Eukaryota, Fungi, Ascomycota, Dothideomycetes, Pleosporales, Periconiaceae. The record is from the annotation of a GenBank genome assembly.